AUGUUAAGGAAAUCUCCCCGUAGUCAAGAGGAAAUGGACAGUUACCCUUCCAGAACUGCGACAGGGGGAAAAUAUGAAUUGAAAUAUGGAUUUACGGCAAAUCUGCUGGCGGAAACCUCGAUAGCAAAUGUGAACGGAACGGAAUGCAAUAACGAGAUGAAAAUACCGAAAAUUUCCUCCAUCAGUCAUGACAGAUAUUUCAGUCAAGGAAAACAGUCACACGUUUAUAGAAGUAGUAGAAAUUCAAGAGUUCCUUCAGAAGGCUACCGGCAAUUGGCAACUGAAAUAGAGAAGAGAACUCAUAAUAAAGAGCAAGAUGGCGCUUCUAGAGACGAAGGUUCUCCUCUACAGAUCCAGAUCACCUCUACUUUCUCACUCAAUCCAAACAUGUCGUCUAACUCCAGUCACGGCAAGAGGUCAAAUUACCCGCAAACAACCUCUUUUUACUCCCAAUCCACUCAAAGUCCAUCUUGUUUCUCUCACUACUCGACUCGUCCCAUUUUGAGUCAGCGGCACACAACAACGGAAACUAAGACACCGAUACUAGCUCAUCUCCAAAAAGAUUCCCUUGCGAUUACAUUUAGUUAUUUUGGAAAAGACUCAGUUGAUUCAACGGUGCCCGAUGACAAACUCAACCACGCAUAUGAAAUAUACACAACAACUGAGCCAAGUAGAAUGACUGACGGAGAAGUAUUAAAGGAAGUUUGGAACAAAACUCACUUUGCAGACGAGGAUGAUAAGCAUCUUUUGAAGGAUCGUUCCUCUUCAGCGCCACCGAUUCAUCGCCACAUUUUUAACGCGGAUGUUAGGUCAUACCCAUCAAUACCUCUGGAGUGCUACAGAUAUGCACAUAAUACAAGGCAAAAUAAAUGUGAGGGAAAGAGAGGGGCACGUGGAAAACAUCUAGAACAGUGCUUUUGCAUCUGGGAUUAUCCGAAAGGUCAAUUCUUACUGAGAGGAGGCAGCGAAAACAAAAUGCUUCCAGUAGGAACGAAUAAUCAGCAAGACAAUUCUUGGUCUAAUUCACUGCCCAUCACAAUAGCUGAAGAAACAGGAACUCAAGAUGAAUCGGUUGCUAUGGAUCUGAAAACUAAUGAAACACAAUUGUCGCCGUGCUUCGCCACCGGUGAACAUGAUUUGCUAGUAGUAACGGAUACCAAUGACAACGACGAUAAAACAUGGCUUAACGAUGCACAAAGACCAAUUGGGGUCUUAACUGGAGAAAAAUUGUUACCUUGGAGACAUCAAACCCUGUCCGUAGAAUCUUUCCAUAAAUUAGAUACAACAAAAAAGGAGAAACUACAACAAGAUGAUGCACAAAGUGGCUACCCGUGGGUAUUCACAUAUGAAAAUGGUUCCUUCGAGGUAAGUUGUGGAGCAAGACAAGGUUUGAAGAGAAAUCCCCGCAAUUCACGGAGAUCCAAACGGAAAUAUGGAAAGGCACGGUUUGACGUCACGCCAGCACCUGAACCAUUCCAGAACCUGGAGAUGCAGCUGGCUUUGGAAAAUGACAAGGAACCGGUGGUUAAGAUACCAAACUACUUCUUUGAUGUCACCCAAGAGAAAAGAGCAUAUCAUAAUCCGAAACUCGAGCUUGUAAAUCCCUUAGGAGAAAACAUUUUUUCAGGCCCUCAGGAUUUGAAUGUUCAGCCAUCACAACAGAGUUGUCUACCCUUUCAAAAACCUCCAAGCAAACCAACAAAACCAGCACUCAGUGAGGUCAAAUGCAACAAAGAAUACAGGGAGGUGACAACUUUGGAGAAUUCUGCGCCAUGCAAAAUAAACAAUAAGGGAACAAGAACCCUAGAUGUAUACAAACAUUUCACAAAAGGCCAAGGUGCUGUGAUUCUAAAUAAAAACCCAUCUUCGGUCAGAAGCUUUCAAUUUUGUUCAUUCAAAGACGAAAGACCAAAGUCUGCCUUCGUGACCCAAAGCUCUUUAACCAGCGUUUCAUGUCCGCCACCAGCCUUAAUGAGUAACUGUCCAGGGCUUACCAGCCGAAAUCAAUACCAACCAACAUAUCCUAUUCUGAAACUACCCCAAGAGAGACCGAGCAGAACAAUCGAGGGUGUAAGCAUUUCUUAUGGGGCUGAAAACUCUUUGAAAUCAAUGGUAGCUGUUAGCUCUCCUUUUCAACGAUCAAGAGAGUUCUUCCAAUUUCAUGAUAUGAUCGCAAAACGUGUAAGUAGCGCCACGUGUGAAAGAAAAGACAGAUUGGAGUCCACAGAAUGUGGAUUUCCUUCUAGUAGUUCGCAAAACCAACAAACAACGAACCAACCAAAAAGUAGUUCGUCGAAAAAAAUGGACAUUUUACCGCAACUGGGGAGUUCCAAAGCAAAUGAUUUCACAGGAGAAAAGGAAUGCCUAUCACGUUCAGAAACUUGGAAAGGAAUCUUGCAUCAUGAUGUGAACUCCACUUACACACAGACAUCUGCCGCUGGAAAUCCAACAAAAGAGGUGCCAAUUGGGGAACGAAAAUAUCAAUGCGAGGUGUGUGGACGGGCGUUCAGUCGAAGUAACACUUUAAUCACCCACAAGCGCAUUCACACUGGUGAUAGGCCUUUUUCUUGUGAUUUGUGUGGUAGGGCAUUCCGUCAACUUGGGAACCUAACUCGUCAUAAACUGACUCACGCUUCUAUCAAACCUCACGCCUGUCCACAGUGCAACAAGUGUUUCAGCCGCACAUCCAACUUAAACACCCAUAUGCGAACACACACAAAUUACAAACCAUUUUCGUGCGAUUUUUGCGGAAAGGGAUUCCAUCAGAAAGUCGACAUGAAAAUACAUCGCUACACUCACACUGGUGAGAAGCCACACAGGUGUAGCAAGUGCGGCCGCGGCUUCAAACAGCUCACUCACCUGAAGUACCACAUGAGAACUCAUUCCGCUGUUCGAAUGUACAAAUGCGAACACUGCGGCAAAGGCUUCAAUCAGAAAGGAAAUCUCCAGGCACAUAUCUAUGGACAUACGGGAAACAGACCCUACAAAUGCGACAUUUGUGGAAAGGGAUUUACUCUCACUUCUACACUUAACACUCACAAACGUACCCAUGCGCCAACUAAGCCAUUCAAAUGUGAGUUUUGUGAAAAAGCUUUUUACCAAAAGAACGCAUUAAAAACUCACUACAUAUCAUCUCACCCAUACACGGACGGAGUUUGCCUUCUUUGA
This is a messenger RNA of Pocillopora meandrina, 3168 nucleotides long. NCBI's taxonomy places the organism in Eukaryota, Metazoa, Cnidaria, Anthozoa, Scleractinia, Pocilloporidae. The record is from the annotation of a GenBank genome assembly.